This is a messenger RNA of Carassius carassius (crucian carp), 5375 nucleotides long. RefSeq lists its product as uncharacterized. The transcript is spliced from 6 exons. NCBI's taxonomy places the organism in Eukaryota, Metazoa, Chordata, Actinopteri, Cypriniformes, Cyprinidae. Bases 471 to 5375 code for a protein of 1634 amino acids. The record is from RefSeq and is a predicted model, not a curated record.
GCAGUACAGAGACUGUCAUCACGAAAGUUGUUCGGCUUGAUGAGAUCUAUGUUAUGUGUGUGAAUUUUGGUAGGUCAAACGGUGUGCUCUACAGAGUGCCUCAAAAUUAACCCUUUUAAAGGCUGCGCCUUAGUGGCUUGGGCCAAUAUUUGCAUUUCAUGCACUCACGGUACUACACAGAGAAGCGUCCCACACCACACAGACCUCAGGGUCUUCCGGUCUAUUACGGAUGUUGUGUUUGGAUAUACCAGGACCCGACAACAGACCACCACGAGGACCAUAAGCAGAUGCAUUAAAUAGAAAAAAUAAUUACUCGACACGAAUAUUCAUACGGUUGCAAUGCUCUGAGGCAAAUGGACAUACUUGUAACAACCAACAAUAAAUGACCGUGAGCGAGCCAGGGACUAAGCGCGCCGACCACAUCGGCAUUUCAUAAGAGCAUUGUAUGUCCAAUAAACCAUUUGGGUACCAUGGAUGGCGAGUUACCACCAUGGAAUAAACAUGGAAGCCAUAACAGCAGGGUUCCCUAUGAUACAGCAGGGGAAAGUCAGGAGGAGCAUGACGUGAUAGGAGACAGUUUUGCUGCUGGAGAACAAAUGACACCACUGGCAUCUUGUAUGAGUGGUGCAUUUAAGGCUUUGCUACCAGAUUACCAUGGAACUUCUUCAGCAAUGUUAACAAACUCUGAUAAAUAUUCCUAUUCUCCUGAUAAUCAUUGUCUCAUCCAACCUGACACUGCAGUGGAUGAAAAGUUAGAAGUGGAGAGAAGGGAAGAAAGUGAUUGUUUUAAAGACCCUUUGGGUGAAGCAUUAGCUAGUGCCACACAUAUGGGUCCUCUCAGGUGUGCCCAAUAUGUGACGCAUGAAAAGAACAGAGAAGUGGACCAGGGAAAUGGUAACUGGACAUCAGUGAUCAAAGAUUCUUUAGAGAUGAGUAAUGGAAUGGAAAUGGAACAGACUUUAUCCAUGGAUGAACGUGGCCCUUUAAUGGACUAUAAUCCUAUAUAUAAAGUACCUGAAACUGAGGCAAAUUUUAGAUUUAAGGACCACUAUCAGAUUGCAGGUUCCAAACUAAAUGAGAAGAUGGAUGGGCAAGGAGUAAAAGAAAACUCGGAUUCCUUUAUGUCAAUGUUGUCAGAUGACAAUAGUAAAAAUAAAGAUGUUCUGGAAAUGGGGAAACAUGAGGAGCCAAGCAUAUUAAAUGCUGGAUCAUCUCUAGGAAAAGAAGAACUUGCAAUUACUGAAAUCAGAAAACAUGAGCCAGGGUUAUCACCAGAAUUCAACAGGAGUUCAUUCAUUUCUUUUUCUUCAUCAGAAAGUCUUAUGAAAAGCGAACAGUUUCCAGGUAAUCCUUUGCACAAUCAGUCUGUUGAUCACACCCUCCAGGGAACAACACAACAAUGUGGGCUAUCGUGCAAAGGUGUCAGUCCUAGAAAAACUGCCAGCACAAAUACUGGCUUCAAACAUGCAGAAGCAAACAUUGAAACUGCUCCUGAAAGUUCUACUGUAUAUGGUCUUCAUCAUCUUGAUCUUCAAAAGGGCUGUCACCAAGCAGAGGUUACAGAUGGAAAAACUUUAGUUAAUUCUCAGGAUCUUUCCUCACAGCACAAUGUGCAAGAUGAGAGAGUAAAGACAAGCAAUCAGCAUGUCUCUGAGACUACAGUAAUAAAACAAAAUGCUGCAGAUCUGCCCAACAGUCAAUACUUGGGCACUAAGCUAAAAAAGCAAGUUUAUGAUCUUCUACCCACUCCAGCCUCAGUGGGCAGUCAAAACACAGCUGUGGUGGAAUGUGAAAAUGAAAAACUGCGGAUCCCAAUAGAAGAAAGGCUCUCGGAGAACAGUCUACCUGUGCCAGGAAAAAUAGAAACUAAUGAUAUUCAAGAGACAUCUAUAAACACAAAAACAAAAUGUGCUCCUGAAAUUCAGAAUUCUUCUUCAGAAUCAGAGACAGUUCAAGAUCUACCCGUUUUAUCCAACAGAAUUCAUGCUGAUUGUAAAUGCCAAGAUUCUCAGUUUGAGCCAGUCGAAAGUGGCAAGUUAAAUGAGCUUUGUUUUCAAGAGAGCAAUUCAAAAAAUGUGACAUUGACACUUACCUCAACUUCUGUGUUUACUCAAAGAAAUGCAGAUGAAUGUGAUAUUAAUGUCCAAGAAAAACAAAACCCAAUAAGUCUAAGUACGGUUCUUCUGCCUUUUAACGAGAAUGUAAAAAACUCUGAAAGAAGUGAAAAGGUAUUUCUCAGCAUUACUUCAGAAAGCAGUAUUCCUCCAUCUACUGAGAAUAUUCAGGAAGCUCCAUCUACUCCCACAUCAAGGACGGAGUGCUCCUCUCAGCAUAACCUACAGAAAGCAUCGCAAAGGCAUAAGAAAGCAAGAAAAAGAAAACAAUCUGAACUUGAGGCAUUAAAAGGACCAAUACACAAAUCUAAUAAAAGAGAUGACUGUUCUAUGUAUGGAUCAGAAAAACUAGACAGUGCUGUCAAACUAGACACAACAGGAUGUGAGAAAGCUAAUCAAAUUUUUUUAUUGGCUGAUUAUGACAGCACUGCACCAAAAGAGGACUUAAUUACAUAUGGUGAUGUAAACCCACCUGCACCAAGGAAAAAAUGUCGGAUGGUACAACUUAAGCUACUGGAAGAUACAGCAGAGACCUCACAAAAGCCUGAUCAGAGCUGUUCUGAAGCCACACAGGAAGAAGGACCAUCAAAUGCUAGGAUCAACAGGAAGGCUGUUUCUAGAAAGAAACUGAAGAAAAAAACAAGGUUACGUUUAAAGGCAAAAAAAACUGCUAUUCUUGGCAAUCAGGGUUCGUCUCAAAGCACUGUCUUGUCCCCAGAAGAGGACUGUAAAUUACUUUUUCCAGCCAGUGGCACAACUCCAAUGAAAGGAGUCGGUAAUCUAGCAGUAAUGGAACCUGCCACCUCUAGUCUAGAGUCCAUUUCAAAAAAAUUACUAAAGUCCAGAAAAAAAGCUGCAAAGCAAACACUACAAAGCAAAGAUGAUCCACAUAAAGAUGUUCCCACAAUGUUUUCAGAAGUUGAGCCAGACAAGGAUGUCAAAGGGCUUCCUUUAAAGGUUUCUACAGGAAAAAAUAGUAAUGCUACUAGUCUGCUGAAUCAAGACUCUGAGGGUCAAACAGAUUCUGUUUCAACCUCAGUGACUGAAUCUUUAAAAACUCUAAGCCCUCAGAAUAACCCAAAGAAAUCAAAGCAGAAGAAAAGAGCGCAUAUCAACAAAUCAGCAAAAACACCCAACGUGUGUCCACAAGAGGAUAUGGAAAACACGAUGACUCCUAAAACUAAAAAUGUGAAAGCAAAGAGUCCUAAGCAACCAGAUUCUGUUUCAAAUGUAGGAAAUGAAGUCGAGUCUCCUGUUAUUCUCAGCACACCAAGAAAGUCACCGAAAAAUAAAUUGUCACGGAUUAAAUGUGAAGCAAUACAUCUACCUGCAUUUGACCAAACAACAGCUCAACAAAGUGCUUUGAAUGCACUCGCAGAAUCUGAUGUCAGCAUUGUGCAACCAACUACAAAAAGAACAAGAAAAAAAAUUGAUAAAAAAAAUUCUCAUAAAGUCGGUGAGAACUGUGAACCCGUUCAUAUGACUCUUUCUUCAGUUGAUUCUGUGUAUGCUACAGAAACUGACUAUUCAGGUUUCAGCCAAAAGAACACAGAAAAGCCAUCAAGUAAGAGGAGAAUGACAGACAUCAAGUUUAUUGAUGCACAAUCAUCUACUACUAGCCAACAGAACGACGUCACUUUACCGCCCUCAGAAGAUUUUUCAUCUAUUGUGGUUUCAAAUCCAGAAGAGACUGUGAAAGCCAGAUUUUCUAGAAACAAAACAAAUGACAACCACUUAAAUGGUAAUUUGGUUGAAGAAACAUCUUUAUUAACAACUGUGACACAAGAAAGUUCUGUUUUACCUACAGUGAUUGACUCUUCAAGCUGUUUUAGACUAAGCAGCACAAUGAAAAAGCCAAGAAAAAAGACUGUAACCAAAAUCAAAAAUGAGACUGCAGAUAUACUCAGUGUACACCAGCAAGAAGUUCUGGCCGCAGUACCCUCAAAAUCUCAAAAAAAAUGUUUUUCAACUUCAGUUCACAGCACAGCAAAAGAAUCUAGGAAAAUGUCUGACAUUAAACACGAAGCAGUACAUACACCCUCAGCUGACAAGACAAUGCAACAAGAAAUCGAUCCAUUUGAUUUUACAUCAGCCUCAGAAACGGAUAAUUCAGAUGUUCUCAAACAAAAUAAGACAAAAGUGAGGAUAAAAAAACAGCCUAAAAAGGCCACUAAAUGCAAAACACACAUUACCCAAGCAAUCAGCGAUAUUAGAGAACAAUCUACUGUGCAACAAGAAAAUUCAGCUUCAAACAGAAAGACAAACUCAUGGUCAGAAGACAUGACAAAGAAAUGUAAGGAAAAUAAAACAUUGGCACUGGAAGUCAGCAAUGAUCAACCAGAGGAUGUGGUUCUGCCUCCACCAAUAUAUCAGAGUAAGGAUGCAACACAAGACCCUUGCAUAAAGACAGACAAUGUGAAUGAAACAGCUGAAAGUCAUGUUGAAAACCAGGUUUCCAUCACAACUAAAGAUGUUGCCAGCCCUCGGGGCUCACUGAAGAAGGCAAAGAAAACACAAAAUAAACAAUUGCUUGAGCAAAAAGAAGAGAAUGAGCAAAGCAAUAACCUAGAGCUGGCUCACAGAGAGGACAAAAUGUCAGAUUUACCAUCUGUUGUGAGAGGGGUAGCCUCUGAGAAUUCUGAAACAGUCAGCUGUGACCAGCCUUUAAAGAUUGCUAAGAAGAAAUCCAAAAAAUCUAUGGAAAUUGCAGAAGCACAUGGAUUUACUAGUGUUUCUUUGUCUCAAGAGAACAAUACUGGAUCAGAUGAGGCAGGUGUCAUGGUCACUGUCACACAGGUUGCAGAUUUAUGUAAACUGUCUGAUAGUCAGACCGAAGGCUCACAGCAGCCUGAAAAAGAUGUUGCUGUGGUUGACCUCAAAGCCACAAAACCCCCUAAGAAAAGGGGUAGAAAACCUGGACGAAAGAAGAGGAAGAUGGCUUGCCUGUUAACUCAAACCAUUAAAGAAGAGGAACAUAAAGAUAUAGGUUAUGACAACAGAACUGCCUGUGAUUUUAAAAACAACACACAAAUUCAAACUUCUGAUAUUCCAGAAGAACCAGUACUGAAAUCAAGAAAAUCAACCCGGACACAAAAAGUAAAUUCAGAGUACACCUUCCAGUCAUUGAUUUGGACCCUGAUGAACCAGCAGUCUCAGACUCUCAGAAUCCUGUUCCUGAACUUCCAAAUAGUGAAAUCACUUUUCAAUCUGACAGCUCACACCUAUCUCAGGCCACUUCAGAUCAGGAAACCACCAACCUAA